CUUUUAUCUCUGUCUCUUUUUGUUUUUUAUUCUUUCUUUUUUCUUCGCUUACGUGCUGAAACGCAUCUCUAAGGAGAAAUAAUAAUCAUUUGAAAUGGCAAAGUCAAAGAAUCACACAAAUCACAACCAGAGCAGAAAAGCUCACAGAAAUGGAAUUAAAAAACCAACUCGUUUCAGACACGAAUCUACCCUUGGUAUGGAUUUGAAGUUUCUUCGUAAUCAAAGAUUCGCCAAGAAGCACAACUUGAAGCCACAGGCUCAAAUCAAGAGAGCAAAUGAGCGUAAAGCACUUCGUGAAUCCAAAAAACCAUAGAUAAACUUUUUUUUUACACACAUGCUCUAACAUAACAUAAAUAAUAAAGUUUAAAAAAAAAAAAAAAAAAACAAAUUACUCUGUGUCUCGUUUUGAUUUUACUAUUACUAUAAAAAUUGAUUUAUUAUUCAUUUACGAAUUAUAAAAAUUACAUGUCUAUGAUAAUAUUAAUAAUUAUUAAUUAAUAUGGUGGUUUUUAAUAAUAACAAUAAUAAUUUUCAAUAUGGCUGUUUGACACUGUUGCACAGACUAGACAGACACUGACUGAUGAAAGUGAUGAUGUCAGUAACAUGUUGUAAUCAUCAUCAAUAUGUCAUCAAAUCCAGAGUGUAUUUUGUUAUUUAGUGGAAAAAGAAAAUCUGGAAAAGAUUAUAUAACUGAUAAGCUAUUUGAUAAGUA
Messenger RNA from Aphidius gifuensis, 712 nucleotides. It is a transcript of the gene RpL29, whose product is annotated as 60S ribosomal protein L29. The transcript has 4 exons. Gene Ontology annotation, biological process: cytoplasmic translation. Gene Ontology annotation, cellular component: ribosome; cytosolic large ribosomal subunit. Gene Ontology annotation, molecular function: structural constituent of ribosome. The record is from RefSeq and is a predicted model, not a curated record. The coding region runs from base 95 to 313 and encodes 72 amino acids. Lineage: Eukaryota; Metazoa; Arthropoda; Insecta; Hymenoptera; Braconidae.